AUGCUGGACAUGGCAACAAAUGCCAAUCAACUUAUUCCUCUCGCCGUCAAUGGCCACUGCCGAGUGGGAGAGAGCACAUGUGGCACCUGUGGCCGCCAUGUAUUGACAGCAUUCAAGGGCGAUGGUUUUGCUCAAGCAAAGGCACAUGAUGAAAUCCGCGCUCGAUUCGAGGCUGCUCGCCAUCUUGUGGAUGACUCCGAUGUGCAGAAGCGCCUGGAAGAUGCAAGAGACGCUGCCAACUGCCUGCAGGAUUUCGUGGUGCAGGCAGCACUUAACGACCGUGGCAGCUUCAGGAUAAAGGUGCAGCCACACCAGGCUGAGGCAAUGAAGGACAUAAAUUUGGAUAGCCCUGAUAACAUGAAGAUCCCAAAAUAG
This is a messenger RNA of Ostreobium quekettii, 375 nucleotides long. NCBI's taxonomy places the organism in Eukaryota, Viridiplantae, Chlorophyta, Ulvophyceae, Bryopsidales, Ostreobiaceae. The record is from the annotation of a GenBank genome assembly.